AGUAUUUUCCGUCCAUUCUAUCCAUAAAAAAUUUCUCUAAAAUAAUAAUUUCUCUCAAAAUCACGAAAAUGACCUUCGUCGACCGGAAGCACCGCCGAAGUCCGAGGGUCACUCCCUUCCUCCCUAAGGACCACGGCCGAGACUUCGUCGGCGCGUCUUUUUCUGGUGCGGUUUUCAACCUAUCCACCACCAUUGUCGGCGCCGGGAUCAUGGCCCUUCCUGCUACCCUAAAGCAAUUGGGUACAAUCCCGGGGUUGAUCGUUAUUGUGUUGGCCGGAAUACUGACGGAAAAAUCGUUAGAGAUGAUCCUCCGGUUCACUGCGGCCUCCAAGACCACGUCUUAUGCCGGCCUCGCCGGUGACACCUUCUCUGGCGUUGGUCGGAAUCUUCUGCAGAUCUGUAUUGUCAUCAAUAAUCUUGGCAUGCUUGUUGUUUACAUGAUAAUAAUUGGUGACGUUCUAUCGGAGACAUGGUCGGACGGGGUGCACCAUUUCGGUGUGAUGGAAGAAUGGUUUGGCGAACAUUGGUGGACCACUCGUUUUUCCAUACAACUCCUUAUAACACUUCUUGUUUUUACACCUCUGAUUUCACUUAAACACGUUGAUUCAUUGAGAUACACUUCAGCCUUGUCAGUGGCUUUGGCUGUUGUGUUUGUGGUUAUCACAGCAGGAAUAGCCAUCACCAAAUUAAUAAAUGGAAGCAUUGGAAUGCCUCGUUUGCUGCCUGAACUUGCUGAUCAGGCAUCUUUCUGGAAGCUUUUUACAACUGUCCCCAUACUUGUCACUGCCUAUAUUUGUCACCAUAACAAUUUAACCAGUUAGAUGCAGGCCAUGUGGAUUUUCCUAUUGUUCAUCACAUCUUCUAGUUCAAAGUGUUUCACUGUAUUUCCAACACCUCUGGACACCAAAGUAUUAUGUCAAUUAAAGGGUACACCUUAGCUAACCCAGUUCACUUUGCACUACAUAUAGGAACUGAUGCAGCGCAUUACUCGUUAGGACAGACUCCAACCAAACGUAUAGAAGGAAAUAAAUAUGUAGAAUACUGCUACAGCAUGCAUUUUAAAUUACUUAAAAGAUAUUCUAUCAUGAUU
Olea europaea var. sylvestris is the source of this 1090-nucleotide messenger RNA. RefSeq names its product amino acid transporter AVT6A-like. Gene Ontology annotation, biological process: amino acid transmembrane transport. The transcript has 4 exons. NCBI's taxonomy places the organism in Eukaryota, Viridiplantae, Streptophyta, Magnoliopsida, Lamiales, Oleaceae. The record is from RefSeq and is a predicted model, not a curated record. Gene Ontology annotation, molecular function: amino acid transmembrane transporter activity. Bases 69 to 821 code for a protein of 250 amino acids.